AUGGCCAGCUCGGAAAUGCAGCUCCUCGGGUUCCUGCUCUCCCUGGCCGGCCUCGGCGCCACCGCCGUCGCCGCCUGCAUGGUGGAGUGGAGGAGGUUCGACGAGGGGAGCGGACUCCUGCAGCAAACCUACGAGGGUCUGUGGAUGACCUGCACCGGACAGAUCGGGGGGAGGAUGACCUGCGAGUCCUACGAGUCUCUCUUCAAACUCCCCAUUGAGAUCCAGGCCACCAGGUCGGUGAUGCUGCUCAGCAUCUUCCUGUCCGGCGUGGCUCUGAUGGCGUCCACCGCCGGGAUGAAGUGCACGCGCUUCAUGGACGGAAAUGACCGGACCAAAGCCACGGUGGCCAUGGUGGGAGGAAUCAUAUUCAUGAUCUCAGGUGUGUUGACGUUGGCCAUAACCUCGUGGUACGUCCAACAGAUUAUUCAGAGCUUCUUUGGAUCCCGUCACCUGACAAGGUAUGAGUUUGGCAACGCCGUCUUCGUGAGCUGGGGUGGUGCCGUAUCCACCCUGGUGGGAGGGGCUUUCCUCAGCUGUCGCAGGUGCAGCAGGUCAUUGUUGUUCCGCCCAUCCUCGACCCCCGGCACCGACUACGUCUAG
Messenger RNA from Lampris incognitus (smalleye Pacific opah), 600 nucleotides. Its product is annotated as claudin-1-like. The coding region runs from base 1 to 600 and encodes 199 amino acids. The record is from RefSeq and is a predicted model, not a curated record. Gene Ontology annotation, molecular function: structural molecule activity. The transcript is spliced from 4 exons. Gene Ontology annotation, biological process: bicellular tight junction assembly; cell adhesion. Lineage: Eukaryota; Metazoa; Chordata; Actinopteri; Lampriformes; Lampridae. Gene Ontology annotation, cellular component: bicellular tight junction; plasma membrane.